This is a messenger RNA of Juglans regia (Persian walnut), 329 nucleotides long. Its product is annotated as homocysteine S-methyltransferase 1-like. The record is from RefSeq and is a predicted model, not a curated record. Gene Ontology annotation, molecular function: S-adenosylmethionine-homocysteine S-methyltransferase activity. Lineage: Eukaryota; Viridiplantae; Streptophyta; Magnoliopsida; Fagales; Juglandaceae. Bases 20 to 286 code for a protein of 88 amino acids. Gene Ontology annotation, biological process: S-methylmethionine cycle. The transcript is spliced from 3 exons.
CCUCCAUACCGAGAGAGAGAUGGGGAACGAGAAGGAGACGACGUCGUUGGAAGAUCUGAUAGAGAAGGCUGGGGGCUGUGCGGUAUUAGAUGGAGGAUUCGCUAUGCAGGUUGAGAGACACGGCGCCGUCAUCAAUGACCCUCUUUGGAGCGCUCUCUGUCUCAUCAAAGACCCUAAUCUCAUCAAGCGGGUCCACUUGGAAUACUUGGAGGCUGGUGCUGAUAUUUUGGUCACUUCCUCUUAUCAGGGAAGGGCAACAAUGCAUCGACAAGACAGAAUGACCUGACACACUAUAGCCACCCUCGAGAACAGAGUGGGUACGAAACACG